ACCCUCUGUCUUUCUUGCCCUAGAAAUCCUAACUACUAGUAGAUUCAGAUGUUUGCAUCCCUUGUUGGGAAGUAUUUCAGCAACUUACAAAAUAUUGUUCCCAAACAAUGCUCAUAUGUGUAAAAGCAUACAAUGGCUAGAGACAGUAGCUCCAAAAGCCUGUCUCUAGAAGCAAUAUUCGAGCUUGAGUUUUGGGAAGAGAGAUAUUCAUUAUAGAUAAGUAAUAGAUGACGAACGCCGAAGAAAGAAGCAUUAGAAAUAUAUGAAUAUAAAAUAGAACAAAUAAUAUAAUAUGUUAGACUACAAAUAUUUUAAUAUAUUUUAAUUUAAUUAUCAUAUAAAAAUAUGAAGUUACCCAUAACGAAUUAUCAAUUGUACUUCAACUUUAAAGGUCAGCCAACCAUUCAAUCUCUUUGACUUGUUCAAAUCUUAAUUAGAAUGGAGACUUAAUUGGCUGGCUAUUUGUUGCCAAUGCUCAAUUAGUGCAAAUUGCUUUGUAUAAACUAGUAAAUCCAAGAAGGCUAGCUUUUUGCCCUUUCCUCAUCUUUUCUCCCAUUCUUGGGGGAAUACUGGAAACCCAACAAAAGGAAAAAAGGUACAUGUGCUAACAAUUGUUUAAAACAGUCAUUUGUUUAUAUCAAUAAUCAACGAUAAAAACAUUUGAAAUCCUAUGUUCUUUGAAAUUAAUUUUAUGUGUUUUUCACAUUUUUUACAUAUAAAACUGUGUUCCUCUAUAGUUGAUUGCAUCUCAUAAUAAUAUUUCUUUUUUCCUGUGAACACAUGAACGUCAUUUCUCGUGGCUCUUGUUUUCCAAAAGGAGCUCAUAAUUUAUUGUUGCAAGAAAUUGUGCUUUAAUAUUUUUGCUUGACCGUUAAUCAAAAUUUGAGAGAGAUAUCUAUGUUUUUAGAGAAUAUAUAAUUCAACUUUAUUGGAAUGCAAAGGGAAAGUAUAUAUGGGAAAUAUAAAGGAUAAGAAAAGAAAUAUAUUGAUGUUUUUAUAAAAAACAUACAUAUGCGGAGACAAGGUUAACCCGUGAAUUGUAACCUAGCAACACACAUUAAAUUUCACUUUGGUGGGAUCAUAACAUUGAAAUUCAAGUAUAUUCUACAUCAUGAUGUAAUUUAGAAAAAACAUUUAUUAUGUUAAUCCGGGGGGUGAUCAUUGCUAAACCACAUAUAAGAAAGCUACUAGGGUUGAACUUGAUAAUUGAUUACACAAGCGAUUACGUUAAUUAUGUCAAGCAUGCAGUUUACAUAUAUAAUCACAAUAUGACUAAUUUCCAUAACACAAAAUUGAUCAGAAGGGAAAACAUGGGCCGUGGAGUGAGCUAUGGCGGCGGUCGGAGUUCUUUGGGAUACUUGUUUGGUUCCGAGUCCGAGGGAGCUGGCCGGAGCAACAACUCUUCCUCUAUCUCCAAUAGUUCCCCACCACCUACUGCCAAAAAGGAGGAAACUACAAGAAGCCCAAUGGCUCGUCGGAAAGAAAACAGUAGUAGCCCAAUCAAGUGGGACGUCCAAGAAGCACCUUCGGCCCAACCUGGUCCAAAGUCUGAAGAAGCACCACCACCUACUACCAAAAAGGAAGAAACUACAAGAAGCCCAAUAGCUCGUCGGAAAGAAUCCAGUAGCAGCCCAAUCAAGUGGGACGUCCAAGAAGCACCUUCGGCCCAACCCGGUCACCUGAAAAACAACUACUAUAGGUCUGAAGGCCAGAAUUGUGGUAACUUCAUUACGGACCGGCCGACGACCAAGGUUCAUGCAGCUCCAGGAGGAGGGUCCUCGUUGGGCUACCUAUUCGGCCAUCCUAACAAAAAAUGAUAUAUUCUUGUCCAAACAAAAUGAUUUGGUGCAUGUGCUUAUUGUAUUUUGAUUGUAUACUUUGUGUCACCAAUCUAAAAUAUAAAAUUUAAUUGUCAAGGAUGGAAAAACAUUUGCGAAUGCCUAACAUUACUUUUGCGUUCUAUCUUAUUCAUUUAUCUUCUUCCAUUAUAUCUAUUUUUUACAUGGUGGUCUACUUAGUUGGGAAAUGAAUUUUCUCGAUCAUUGAUCAUUUUUGGUUAAGAAUUUAUAAUUAUUGUAUUACGAUUAUCCACAAUACUAUAUUUCAUAAAAUAACUAGAUAAUAUCACAUAAAAGAUCGGCGAUCCAAAUAUUUUACAUGAUUAUCGAAAUUAUAUGUGACAAAUAAAAAUAUGUAUUUGCAUAGUUGGUAUCUACUUCGUUUAAUACAUGUAUAUGUACCCAUACGUAUCUUAUCUGUUUAAAACUUAUGUAUCUGUAUUAUUGUCAAGCCGUUUCAUUUUUUUCCGUUCAUUUGAUGACUUUCGUACUAAACACGUAUAAAACCCGUAUAACACGUUUAAUAUCCAUAUUUAAUAAAUUAAAUUGUUAAUUUUACUAUUAUUUAUAUAUUUAUUUUUAAAAUAAUAAAUUUCCCUUAUUUAUGACUAUAAAUGUACUAUUAAACGUUAAAUUAACUUAGAAACGAGUAAAAUACUAAUAUAUUGUUUAUACGUAACUUUUUUGUAUCAUAUUUUACUAACUAGAUGUAUUUGUAUUCAACUAACACAAAUACACAAUACUAUCAUCAAUUCCAUGAGCCGGACAUGCCAAACAAAAAAAUUGAUACAUUUGUAAUUUUGACAUUUUGUACAAAAGGGCUUUUAGCCUGUAGGGAUGGAAUUUCGACCUGACCCGUUUUACCUGACCUGUUUGGCCUGUAUUAGGGUAGGUCCGACCCUCCUUGUAGGCGGGACGGACAUGGGUACCCUCAUCGAUCCGACCUGCCUCGACCCGUUCUUUCCUGAAUUACAUGUAAUAUUAGUCAAAUUACUUAGGAUUUUCCUUUUAUUACAUCAUAUUUUAGCUAUAAUAAAGUUGUAAAUUAGUG
Molecule: messenger RNA, 2889 nt
Organism: Linum trigynum
Lineage: Eukaryota; Viridiplantae; Streptophyta; Magnoliopsida; Malpighiales; Linaceae
Source: the annotation of a GenBank genome assembly